This is a messenger RNA of Benincasa hispida (wax gourd), 1255 nucleotides long. RefSeq lists its product as uncharacterized. NCBI's taxonomy places the organism in Eukaryota, Viridiplantae, Streptophyta, Magnoliopsida, Cucurbitales, Cucurbitaceae. Gene Ontology annotation, biological process: response to auxin. The record is from RefSeq and is a predicted model, not a curated record.
UAUGGUGUAGGGGGUUGGUUUGGUUAAGCAUGGAAGGGAAAGGUAACGUAAGGUGUGGACAACAAGAAAAUUGAGAAAACAGAAAAAAUGGAAGGCAGUCCGAAAGGAUCGGCAAAGAGGAGUAGUUUUGUAACGCCCAUUCCUCUCUUCCACAUAAAUAUCCAUUCUCCUCUCAAGUCUCUCUUCGGAAUUUUCUCCCUCUGCUUUUUCCCCCCUUCCUCUUCCUCUUCCUCUUCCUCCUCCUCCUCGUCCUUCCAAUGCCUUUUCUUCUGCACCUUUUCACCUAAAUGCUCUUCUUCUUCGCCGUAGUGAGCUGAUGAGAAUUGUGUUUGUGGAAUUAGACACUGUGAAUUCUGUGCUGGGGUUCUGUUGAAUUGUGGUGCAACGUUUAGAAAUGGAUGAAAAUGGUGGGAUCAAGUUGAGUGGAAUCCGCCAUAUUGUGAGGCUGAAAGAGACUUUCCAACACUGGCAAGGCGUCACAGUUUGCCCGAAAUCCAAAGCAGCAGCCCAUGAAAAUGGAAGCCAAAAUCAAAAUCAAAAUCAAAAUCAUGGGAUCCUUUCACCAGCAAUCAACAAAAGGCUGACGAAUGUGUUGUGUUGUGAUUCGGAUGAGGAGAGCUGCCAGAGCCCUGAGCAUCCACCCGAUGUCCCGAAAGGGUACUUGGCUGUUUAUGUUGGGCCGGAGCUUCGGAGGUUUAUCAUUCCCACCAGCUAUCUUAGUCAUUCGGUGUUCAAGGUGUUGCUGGAAAAGGCAGAGGAGGAGUUUGGAUUCGAUCAUUCCGGCGGGCUCACAUUUCCUUGCGAGAUCGAGACCUUCAAAUACCUUCUCCAGUGCAUGGAGAGCCAGCAGAAGGAUCAUCCUGAUGACGACACCACAGCUGAGAGUUCUUUGACCAUGGAAGGAUAAAAAUGGUUGUGAUCCAUAGCCAGAGGGGGCUGUGUUACAAAGCCAAAUGGAUGUCACUGUGCCAAAUUUCUAUAUUGUGAAAUUGGUGUGUUGUGGUUUUGGUUUAAGAGUCAGAAACAUUAGGGAUGUGUUUAUUUAGUUAGAAAAAGAAAAAAAAAAAAGUGGAGGAUGUGUGUGUCAGACAAAUUAAAAUGUACUUUUUUUUUUCUUUUUUUUCUUUUUUUUUCUCUCUUUUGGGAAUACCCUUUCAAGGAUGUGAACUUCAAUUUGCUUCCCUGUAUUUGAAUGUGAAGCACAUGAUUGUUUGACCAUACAAUAUGAAUUUUAUUGCAUUGUUUUAUUUAUUUA